Pteropus alecto (black flying fox) is the source of this 1968-nucleotide messenger RNA. It is a transcript of the gene CTCFL, whose product is annotated as CCCTC-binding factor like. Gene Ontology annotation, biological process: regulation of transcription by RNA polymerase II. Gene Ontology annotation, cellular component: nucleus. Gene Ontology annotation, molecular function: RNA polymerase II transcription regulatory region sequence-specific DNA binding; DNA-binding transcription factor activity, RNA polymerase II-specific. Lineage: Eukaryota; Metazoa; Chordata; Mammalia; Chiroptera; Pteropodidae. The record is from RefSeq and is a predicted model, not a curated record. The transcript is spliced from 10 exons. The coding region runs from base 1 to 1968 and encodes 655 amino acids.
AUGGCAGGGACCGAGGCCUGUGACCCUUUGGAGCAGUUCACCAAAAUCAAAGAACUGGAGCUGAUGCCGGGAAAAGCCCCGGAGGAGGAAAGGGUGGAGGGAGAGCAUGGGGUGUGCAGAGAGAAGGGGCCCUCGAGCCCUGGGGAGGCGGAGGCCGAGCUCCCCCAGGGGGCUCUCCAGACCCAGGUCCCCGAGGGAGAGGCAGCUCUGGUGCUGGCCACCGCGGAGGAGAGCGAGAAGCAGAUCCUGACCCUGCAAGCCGUGAGCCUCAUGUCGGAGGACGGGGAGCUGCAGGACAUGGGCUGGCUGACGCCGCAGCUCCAGGAAGGGGGGCUGCAGGUGCUGGUGCCGCCGGGCGGGGGGCUGGAGUCGCUGCUGUGGGUGGAGGACGAGUCCCAGCAGAGCCUGCACCCCUACGUGGCCAUCGAUAUCCCGGAGGAGCUGUACUCACUGCAGGAGAUGGAAAUGAUGCAGUUUCAGGUUCUGGAGGAGAACGUGGCCGUGGCCGUGGCCGGUGGAGACAGUGCAUUGCUGGCGAGCCCGGAUGAAAGCACCAGGCUGAUAAAGUUUGAGACAGGUCAGGAGGAGGCCCAGCCACCGGCAGAAGGAGGAGUCGAGGAAAACACACAAAAGCAAAUCUUCUUUCUGGAAGCCAGGCCCGGAGACGAAGGAAGAAAUGAAAUUGUCCUGACGAUCUCCAACUUAAACAUCGCGGAACCCGAAGAUCAACUUGCAUCCAGUCAGCCACGUGCUGAAGGAAACCGCCCUGCGGAAAACGGGAAAGAGCCCCAGGGAGGAAAACGAACCUUCCAGUGUGAUUUCUGCGCGUUCGCCUCUUCCAGGAUUUCGAGUUUAAAUCGUCACAUGAAAACGCACACCAGCGAGAAGCCCCACACCUGUCACCUGUGCCUGAAGGCCUUCCGCACUGUGACGCUCCUGCGGAACCACGUCAACACCCACACAGGAACCAGGCCCUACAAGUGUGGUGACUGCGACAUGGCGUUUGUCACCAGUGGAGAACUGGUCCGACACAGGCGUUACAAACACACUCACGAGAAACCUUUUAAGUGUUCCAUGUGCAAGUACGCUAGCGUCGAAGCCAGUAAGCUGAAGCGCCACAUUCGGUCGCACACGGGCGAGCGUCCCUUUCAGUGCCGGCUCUGCAGCUACGCCAGCAAGGACACCUACAAACUGAAGCGGCACAUGAGGACGCACUCAGGUGAGAAGCCUUACGAGUGCCACGUCUGCCACGCACGCUUCACCCAGAGCGGCACCAUGAAAAUACACAUCCUGCAGAAGCACAGCGAGAACGUCCCCAAGUACCAGUGUCCGCAUUGUGCCACGGUCAUCGCAAGGAAGAGCGACCUGCGUGUCCAUUUGCGCAACCUGCACACUUACAGAGCAACAGGGGUGACGUGCCGCUUCUGUUCUACCGUCUUCCAUGAACGCUACGCCCUCAUCCAGCACCAGAAAACUCAUAAAAACGAGAAAAAGUUCCAGUGCGAACACUGCAGCUAUGCCUGCAAGCAGGAGCGUCACAUGACGGCUCACACCCGAACCCACACGGGAGAGAAGCCGUUCAUCUGCCACUUCUGCAGCAAAUGUUUCCGGCAGAAGCAGCUUCUCAACGUCCACGUCAAGAAAUGCCACGAGACGAACUUCACCCCGACCGUUCACGAGUGCCCCAAGUGCGCCAAAGGCUUCUCCCGCUGGAAUAAUAUGCAGAGACACUCAGAGAAGUGUGACUCCGGACAGGAACAGCCGGCCAGCUCAGCAAAAGGAGAAAGAAUGAAGAGGAAGAAGCCGGCCACCCCGAAAGAAGCCCUCAAGGGAGCCGAAGCCACAGCGGAAGAGCAGUCCCCGGGAGAGACGCCGCCGCCUCCCGUCACCGGCGGGGAAGGCACCGCGGCACUCGACCUGGGCGACGGCGCCACCUGCGAGAUGAUCCUGAGCAUGCUGGACGAGUGA